AUGGAGGAAGUGUUUCAUGAAGCUGGUUUUACACCACUGCGGCUGCUGGGACAUGCGGAAAAAUAUUCAACGACGCGGAGUUACUUGGGGAUCUACCUUAACGUGGGUCUGACAGCCUGCUAUAAGCGACCAAGCGGAGUAUCCGUGAAACCGGCACUCUUUCACGCUCUCUCGAUGCUCAUCGCGAAGCACCCUAUACUUUCGGCCAUUCCAUUUGCUAUUGAUACACCAAAUCCAUAUUUUGUCCGUCUUCCUAAGAUUACACUAAGCGAGGUUGUGGAGUUUAUGGAAGACGAUACGAAUUCUCCGAGCUCGGAUUGGGGAGAGAUCCUCCACAAGGUCCUUGAGGAGCAACACAAUUGCCCCUUCGGGGUCCAGCCGAAUAAGACCCUUCCUUUCUGGAGAUUAUGCGUACUGGAGAGAAGCAAUUGCCCUGAAAGCUUUGGCCUUGUGUUCAUAUUUCACCAUUCACUUAUGGAUACCAAAAGCGCUCUGUCCUUCCACGCUGAACUGGAAAGACACAUGGCUCAAUAUUCCGGUCUUGAGACAAGCGAUGCGGUCUAUAGUCCUUCUAUUGCCCUUAUUCCACCACUAGAGGGCUUAUAUACAAUCCCUGUGUCACAAGAAUUCUUACGAUCUCAAAAGAAGUACAGUGAGCCAUCUCCCGAUAGCUGGACCGCCACUCCCCAGUUCACGCCUGUAAAGAGUCGCUUUUCUUCUUUAUGGCUAUCUGAGGCUGACACGAAUGUCCUCAUUGCACUGAGUAAGAAAGAGCAGACCUCCGUCACGGCGACACUUCAAGUGCUCAUUGCAACCUGCAUCUUUUCUGUUCUUCCGUCAACAUACCAUACACUUCAGGCCGACUGUGCGGUAUCCCUACGGAAAUUCCUACCAGAGCCGAUCACUGAGAGCACUUUGGGUUGCUAUGUCGGAUCGACAUCCACAACGUACCAGAGAAGGCCAUCUUUUGAUUGGGGUGAGGCUCGUCGUACAAAGGUGGCCAUCGAACAUGCUAUGGCACGGAAAGGGGGUGACAUGCCAGUUCGAUACUUAGAAUUCAUUCAAAACCAGCAUCGCUGGAUGCUGCAAAAGCUGGGCCGGAAAAGAAUGAGUGCAUUUGAGUUAUCCAACGUUGGGUCAAGUUUUACUUCGCGAGGGUCAUCGAACUUCGAACUUGAGAGUAUGUUGUUCAGUCAGAGCUCUAGUGCUUGCAGCGCCGCGAUCAAGGUCAGUGCUGUGACAGGGCCUGAUGGACGAUUAGUGUUAGGCUUCUCCUGGCAAGAAGGGGCUGUAGAAGCCGACAUGGUGGAAGGGGUCAAAAGAGCUCUCAAGGACGAGAUAAAAAGAUUAGCAGUGUCGGGGUAG
Molecule: messenger RNA, 1365 nt
Organism: Penicillium egyptiacum
Lineage: Eukaryota; Fungi; Ascomycota; Eurotiomycetes; Eurotiales; Aspergillaceae
Source: the annotation of a GenBank genome assembly